AUGGGAAAGAAAAUCUAUAUUUUUAAGACAGACUUUAAUCUAUCAUGUUUCUUUCUCAUUUUCAAGAUCAUCUUUUAUGAGGGCAGCAACUUCCAGGGCCGCCACUGGGAGUGCAGCAGUGACUGCAUGGACACCUUCAGGCACUUCAACUGCUGCAACUCUGUCCGUGUCAGUGGUGGAUACUGGGUGGGUUACGAGAAGCCCCACUACAUGGGUUACCAGUAUAUCAUGGGCCCUGGCGAGUAUCCUGACUACCAUUGCUGGAUGGGCUUCAACAACUGUAUGCGUUCCUGCCAGAUGUUCCCUCCCUAUAGAGGAGGCUACAGGAUGAGGAUUUAUAACAGGCCUGACAUGAUGGGACACUCAAUGGAUUUCUCUGAUGACUGCCCCAAUGUGUAUGAUCGCUUCCGCUUCCGUGACAUCUAUUCCUGCAAUGUCAUGGAGGGCUACUGGAUCUUCUAUGAGCACCCUAACUACAGGGGACGCCAGUACUUCAUGCGCCCUGGAGAGUACAGGGCCUGUGGCGAUUGGGGCUCCUACAAUCCCAUGGUGGGCUCUUUCAGGAGGAUGAGGACUUCCAAGUAA
This is a messenger RNA of Melanotaenia boesemani (Boeseman's rainbowfish), 585 nucleotides long. It is a transcript of the gene crygmxl2, whose product is annotated as crystallin, gamma MX, like 2. Bases 1 to 585 code for a protein of 194 amino acids. The record is from RefSeq and is a predicted model, not a curated record. Gene Ontology annotation, biological process: lens development in camera-type eye; visual perception. NCBI's taxonomy places the organism in Eukaryota, Metazoa, Chordata, Actinopteri, Atheriniformes, Melanotaeniidae. Gene Ontology annotation, molecular function: structural constituent of eye lens. The transcript has 3 exons.